Messenger RNA from Ipomoea nil (Japanese morning glory), 1386 nucleotides. RefSeq lists its product as uncharacterized. The transcript has 9 exons. Gene Ontology annotation, biological process: DNA recombination; DNA replication; DNA repair. NCBI's taxonomy places the organism in Eukaryota, Viridiplantae, Streptophyta, Magnoliopsida, Solanales, Convolvulaceae. The record is from RefSeq and is a predicted model, not a curated record. Bases 1 to 1386 code for a protein of 461 amino acids. Gene Ontology annotation, cellular component: nucleus. Gene Ontology annotation, molecular function: DNA binding.
AUGUUUGUCCUUGCUAGCCAGAUAUCUCCGAUGAAUACCAGGCAGGCUCUUAGACUAUGGGUGGUGCGAGCAUAUCAGAUUCCUGAGAGAAGUGAUGCAUCGAAGUUUAGAUCAAAAGAGGUUGUUUUUCAUGAUGAAGAGGAGAAACUAAUCAAUGGCAAGAACUCCAGGCUGAUUGACUUCACCAUUGAAGAUACUGAUGGAAUACAACUAAUGUGUACUUUGUGGGAUGAACACGUAAGCAAAAUUGAGGCAUUCUACAAUUCUACUUCACAAGAGCCAUUAUUGGUGUUGAUACAGUUUUGUAGGGCUAGGGUGUGUCUAAAAAGUUGUGAUGUCAAGAUUUGUAGCUCCUAUGAUGUAACACAGCUGCUUUUCAACCAAGAAUCUCCCCCAUUUGAGGAGUUCAGGAAAAGUAUUAGCCAUGAACAGACUCCAAUGCGCAGUAUAAUUUCCCAGUCAAGUUUUAAGGAAUGUAGCUCCUAUUCAGUUUCCCUAUCUGCUGAUAUGGAAGUUCGUACUAUCAAUGACAUCUACAGAGACAAGGAGUUUGGGGAUUUUUGGGUUGCAGCAAGGAUUGUAUUCAUUGAUGAUCCAGAGUGGUACUAUGCUUCGUGUAGAACAAAGGGUUGCAACAAAAAACUGAAACUCAAAGGAAAGUGGCUAUGGUGUAGUACAUGUGACAGAAAUUGGGGUGACGGGACUCUCAGGUACAGAAUUAAGGUUAGGGUUGUGGACUUGGAUGGCAAUGCUCCUUUCCUUCUAUGGGACAGGGAGUUCCUCGAUCUACUUGGAAUUAGCGCGGAUGAUCUGAAGGAUACCCAUACUAAGGGAAGGAAGGGGCUACCUAAGGAGCUCGAGACUCUAAUUGGACUGAAUCUCCUAUUUCGAAUUGCCGUUCGCAAAGAACAGUUCCAGAAUUAUCUCAAUGCUUUCCCUGUUAUGAGGAUCAUCACUGAUGAAAAGAUUGUAGCAAAGCAUGCACCAGAACUAAUAGGAGUAAGGGACAGGGAUCUCAGUUCAAAGUUGGAGUUGGAGCUUACAGAUGAGGACCUAUGGGAUCUAGAGGAAGCAGACCAAGCAAAUGAAGCUGAAAGUCCACUCCAUGUUGUUGCACAGAGACUCAAUGCAGAGAAUAGUAUUGAGAAUGGAACAGUCAAGAGAUCACUAAUCGAUGAAUUUUCAAGCACACAAAGGAGUGGUGCCACAAAUGAUGGAAAAAGAAUGCAGAUGUAUGGUAAAAUAUGUCAAGAGAUGGCUGACAUGGCAGAACAAAAUGAAGAAGAUGGUAGAGAUAUCACUAAAAAUGGAAAGUGGUGGCACACAAAUCAGUUGAAGAUGCAGAUAACAUCUAGCAAACAGACCAUCAAAUUGUAUUUGGAGUGA